This is a messenger RNA of Lotus japonicus, 1601 nucleotides long. RefSeq lists its product as uncharacterized. Lineage: Eukaryota; Viridiplantae; Streptophyta; Magnoliopsida; Fabales; Fabaceae. The record is from RefSeq and is a predicted model, not a curated record. The transcript has 2 exons. Bases 303 to 1103 code for a protein of 266 amino acids.
CUCUCUCUCUCUUUCCUUUUCUCUCUCUCACUCCCCCUCAUCCACAAAAAACACAUUUCAUUUGUAAUUGUAGUAUUUCCUCAACAUCAACAACCUAAACAAACACAGAAAACACCACACCUCCAACGACACAAAACAAACAAACAAACCAACCAACAAAUCCCAAAACACACCAUCCACCUCAAUAACGACAACAACCCACACAAAAAUACACAACCACCGUCCAAGUUCCCUCCGCCGCCCACCACCGCCGUAUCAUUCCACCCACCACCACCGCCCCUUCUCUCUUUUCUCAAGGGUCGAUGGCAGAAUUUGGAAACAACAUCAACAACAACAACACGACGUCGUCUCGUUUUCAAUUCUUCAACCGUUCUCUCACCACGGUUCGCUCGAUCAACGACGGAAAACCACCGUCGCAGAAACCGCAGAAUCUCGAACGCGCCGCCUCGCUCCGCGGCAAGGUUGUCAAGAAGCUCUGCAGUUUAUUCGAGCCUCCGAAGCCAGCUCCUCCUGCGGAGGAUUUCGCCAGCAAACUCAAAUCCCUAAAAUCAAUCGAAUCUUCCGAUGGGGAAUCGCUUUCCGGCAAGCUAAAACCCGCGAAAUCGGUUGAUUCUUCGCCGGUGAUUCGGUUACCGGGGACUGAGGAUCGGAUUGUUCUGUAUUUCACGAGCUUGCGCGGGAUUCGGAGGACCUAUGAGGAUUGCUAUGCUGUGAGGAUGAUCUUCAGGGGAUUUAGGGUUUGGGUUGAUGAGAGGGAUGUGUCGAUGGAUUGUGCUUACAAGAAGGAGUUGAUGGGGUUGUUUGGGGAGAAGAAUAUGAGGAAUGUGGUUUUGCCUCAGGUGUUUAUACGAGGGAGGUGUGUUGGUGGUGCUGAUGUGAUCAAGCAGUUGUGUGAGGUUGGUGAGCUGGGGAAGAUUUUGGAAGGUUUGCCGAGGACGAAGCCCGGGUUUGUGUGUGAGAGCUGUGGGGAUAUGAGGUUCGUGCCGUGUGGGAAUUGCAGUGGGAGCAGGAAAGUGUUUGAUGAUGAUGAAGGGUUGUUGAAGAGGUGUUUGGAGUGUAAUGAGAAUGGUUUGCUUCGGUGUCCCAAUUGUUCGUCGAAUUGAUUGAUUGCUUUGGUGUUUGUAAAAUUGUCACACUGGAUGUGUAGCUGUUGCUGUUUUUGCAAUUGCAGCUUGUUAUGUGUUUUAGGUGUUGAUGAAUAAUUUGAUGAAGAUGGAGGGGUUUGGGUUGUGGAUAAUGCUGGUGAGGAUGAUGAUGAUGAUUAAGGGUUUGGUUAAGGUUAUGUCAUUGUCAUAUGAUUCAAAGCACUCUUUGAAUUUCAUAUGAUUGUUUUUUUCUUUUUUAUUAUUGGAAUUGUAUUAUGAGCUGAUUGAUUAAUGGUGUCUUCAGCUCCUUGAACAGCAUUUUGUUCAAGAACAAGAAUAGUGUGUUUAUCUCCCACACGAGAGGGAAAAAAGGGUUUGAGUAUGGUGUUGUAGUUUACUCGAGGUGAGGAGUGGUUUCUCCUCAAGGCGAUGUAAAUAUUUUAGUAUUAUGAUUCUGCAAGGGAUUUGCAAACAUUGACCAUUGAAGUUUAUAAAUGAGAGUGGCUUGCUUUUCCA